This is a messenger RNA of Pelobates fuscus (common spadefoot toad), 2440 nucleotides long. Its product is annotated as cytochrome P450 26C1. Gene Ontology annotation, biological process: sterol metabolic process. The coding region runs from base 224 to 2062 and encodes 612 amino acids. The transcript has 7 exons. The record is from RefSeq and is a predicted model, not a curated record. Lineage: Eukaryota; Metazoa; Chordata; Amphibia; Anura; Pelobatidae. Gene Ontology annotation, molecular function: iron ion binding; oxidoreductase activity, acting on paired donors, with incorporation or reduction of molecular oxygen; heme binding.
AGGCAAAGCAUACAGUGAUGGUGUAGGGACCUCUGCUGGAUUAUAGAGUGAGCUGACUUGGGAUACAUUCAUGGCUUAAUGAAAUUGUUAAGGCUUGGAGUAGAGGAACGCCUCCCAGUGUCAAUUAAACGGUUUGAGCUCAGAGCCUGGUGAUCUCUACAGAGUAAUUCACAGCUCACAGUACACUAGCACCAAAGGCAACAUUGUCAUCACUGAACACAAGAUGUUUCUCAUUGAACUGAACUUCAUGUCCUUCUUUGAGACUGCUCUCACUUCAGUCCUGUCUGUGCUCUUUCUCCUGGCUGUAUCUCACCAGUUGUGGUCCUUAAGGUGGCACAGUACUAGGGACAGAGGAUGCAAUCUACCCCUUCCUAAAGGCUCAAUGGGAUGGCCAUUUUUUGGGGAGACAUUGCAUUGGCUUGUUCAGGGGUCGGAUUUCCACAGUUCAAGAAGAGAGAGAUAUGGCAAUAUAUUCAAGACUCAUCUCCUGGGGAAGCCAGUAAUCCGUGUAACUGGAGCAGAGAACAUCCGCAAGAUCUUACUAGGGGAGCACAGCCUGGUGAGCACCCAGUGGCCCCAGAGCACCCAAAUCAUCCUGGGCUCCAACACUCUAGUGAACUCUAUUGGGGACCUUCACAGACAGAAGAGAAAGAUCAUGGCUAAGGUGUUCAGCCACUCUGCCCUGGAGAGCUACCUCCAUCGGAUCCAGGAGGCGGUGAGUGGGGAGAUCCAUGCCUGGUGCCGGGAGUCGGACUGUAUAGGCGUGUACCCCUCAUCCAAAGCCAUGACUUUCCGCAUAGCCGCCCGCAUCCUUCUGGGGCUCAGCCUGGGGGACCAACAAUUCAAAGAGCUGGCCAAAGUCUUCGAACAGCUGGUGGAGAAUCUCUUCUCAUUGCCCCUGGACAUCCCAUUCAGUGGGCUUCGAAAGGGGAUUAAAGCCAGGGAUACUUUGCACCAAUAUAUGGAGGAAGCGAUUAAACAGAAGAUAUCGGGACGAGAUUCAGAUGUGUGCGAAGAAGAUGCAUUAGAUUAUUUGAUAAAUAGCGCCAAGGAGCAUGGGAAAACGCUCAGCAUGCAGGAGCUUAAGGAAACGGCGAUAGAGUUAUUAUUUGCUGCGUUCUUCACCACAGCUAGCGCUAGUUCAUCUCUCAUCCUGCUGUUGCUGAAACACCCGUCAGCCAUUCAGAAAAUCAGGCAGGAGCUCAUAUCACAAGGACUUCACAAGCAGUGUCAAUGUGGGUACCAGUCUUCUCCUGAAAACCCCAACAACAACAUUCCAUCACUUUCUGACCACGUCCUCUUAGAUGGUCCAUGUCAGACCAGUGGUUGCCAUUUGCCCAUGAUCCUGAGAUCUGAAGGACAUGUGGAGGACAUCUGGGAUCAACCUAACUGUAUGUUGGUGGAAAAAAAACAAAGGGACAUCAUACAGCCUGUGUACAGGAGGACCCAAAAUAACAUGACGUGUGAAGAAAAGUGCAACGAAUCAAUCUACAAACAAAAUACAUCUUCCAAUGACUUGACUUAUACUAACAUGCAAGGAUGGAGGUCUGGAUGUGCAUGUGAACUGAGUCUCAGCCUGGACAAAUUAAAGGGACUUCACUACCUGGACAAUGUGGUCAAGGAGGUCCUCAGGCUCUUGCCACCAGUUUCUGGAGGCUACAGAACAGCCCUUCAAACUUUUGAAUUGGAUGGUUACCAGAUUCCUAAGGGCUGGAGUGUGAUGUAUAGUAUCAGAGAUACACAUGAAACAGCUGAAGUCUACAAAAAUGCAGAGCUCUUUGAUCCAGACCGAUUUGGUCCAGAAAGAAACGAAGGGAAAAUUGGACGGUUUAACUAUAUUCCUUUUGGAGGGGGAGUUAGAAGUUGCAUCGGAAAAGAGUUAGCGCAAACGAUUCUCAAAAUCCUGGCUAUUGAGCUUGUGGGCACGGCUAAAUGGGAGCUCGCCACCCCAAACUUCCCCAAAAUGCAAACUGUCCCUAUAGUUCACCCCGUUGAUGGACUUCAAGUUUUCUUCAGGUUUUUGGGUUCUACUGAAAACGACAGGGUGUCAAAAAAGGCGUGAUUAUCCAGACUUUGAACAAUGUGUCCUUACUGUUCAGACUUUUCGAAGUGGGCACAAGAAGGGGCAAGCGUUACGUUGCCCAAUAUUUUGGCACUCGAGAUUAUUUUGUCAAUUUCUGCAACAGUGUAUGAACAAUCUGUUAUGUAGUCACGUCCAGGAACACAAACCGAAAUACUAAAAACAAACAAAAUAAAAAACCCCAACAGAUUAUACUAUUUAUAAUGUAAUAUUUAUAUGUCAGUUAGUUAUAAAAGACAAUGGACAAUAUUGAGUUAAAGGAGCAAUGGAAGAUAUUUUAUUCACUUGCAUGGUAUAUUGUAAGAUGUAACUGUAUAAUCAGCACUAACAUAAUGUUACUAAAAAUUUAUGGCUAGGUUA